Lachancea thermotolerans CBS 6340 is the source of this 552-nucleotide messenger RNA. It is a transcript of the gene RTT102, whose product is annotated as Rtt102p. Bases 1 to 552 code for a protein of 183 amino acids. Lineage: Eukaryota; Fungi; Ascomycota; Saccharomycetes; Saccharomycetales; Saccharomycetaceae. The transcript has a single exon. The record is from RefSeq and is a predicted model, not a curated record. Gene Ontology annotation, cellular component: SWI/SNF complex; RSC-type complex; nucleus. Gene Ontology annotation, biological process: chromatin remodeling.
AUGGAGGCUAGUGCGCUGAUAUCGAGGGCAAACAAUGCAAGCACACACACAUUCUCCAACAGCAAUCCAAAAUAUUGGAAAUUUGAUUGGUAUACACCAGUAAAGCCUAAACAAGCCCAGAGUAAUGAAAAGUCCAGCGGAGAGAAUGAUUCCGAAGAGAAGUUUAGUUUCAAGUACAAGACUUGGCUUCCAAGCGAAAAACCGGCGUGGAAACAGCUUGAGGCCGAAGUUGAAGAAAUCAUAGACCUUGAGCAGUACGACAGAACUAAACAGCCCAAGACUCUCCAGCCAGGGAGCGCUCCAGUGGUUAAUGGACAGGCAGCUGCUGACGGGCUGACUGCAGAUGACAUUAGGGGUGCGGUUGGAGGCCAAGAGACAAUGAUAGGCUUCUCGGCGUCGGAUGCAACAACAAAGAACGACACUAAACCUGCUCAAGCCAAUCACGAAGGCCCUGAUGGAAGAGUAGACCCCACUGCAAGCCUUGAUGCGAACGGCGAGCAGAAGCCUGAGUCUGAAAAAAAGGAUGCAGACGGUGAUUUAGACUUACAGUAG